This is a messenger RNA of Anopheles bellator, 1160 nucleotides long. RefSeq names its product EARP-interacting protein homolog. The record is from RefSeq and is a predicted model, not a curated record. Bases 19 to 1155 code for a protein of 378 amino acids. The transcript has 3 exons. Gene Ontology annotation, molecular function: protein binding. Gene Ontology annotation, biological process: protein ubiquitination. NCBI's taxonomy places the organism in Eukaryota, Metazoa, Arthropoda, Insecta, Diptera, Culicidae.
GCAGGCCGAACGAGAGAUAUGGAGGAAAACAAUUCGCUGGUGUACGGGUUGGAGUUUCAGGCCCGGGCGCUCGCAUCGCAGCAAGCGGAGAGCAACGAUGUACGGUUUUUCGUCGCGACGCAAAGUCUCAAACCGAACAAUCAGCUGCACGUUGUGGAUCUCAACGAGGACAGUUCCGCGCUCCAUCCGCACAUAUUCGCGCACCCGCUGGGCGAAGUGUGGAAGCUGACCGCGAGCGCCCACAACCCGCGGCUGCUAGCCAGCUGUUACAGUGUGCUGAAGGGUGGCACACAGAUCGUGAUGCAAACCGCGCUCCUGACGCUGCCGGAAUCGCUAGAAUCGAAAGACCCCGAGCAGGAGUUUCUGACGUUCGCCAGCGUGGAACAGCUGGCCACGGAGGGCUACGGGAGCGAGAUACGCACGACCGAGUUUCAUCCGAGCGACGCCAAUCAGCUGGCGUGCGUGGUGGACGGGAAGAUUGUGCUGUUUAGCCGGAGCGAAGCCGUGACACGGGUGGCCGCGGAGAUCAGUGCGAAGAGUGUGCCAAAGUUCACCACCGGCCGGUGGUCACAUUUUCACCAGGGCAACCAGUUCAUCGCUUUGCACGAUUGUAGCGUAAGGUCCUACGAUGUGCGGGAUCCGAAUCAUUGCGUGUGGAGCAUCGAGGAAGCCCACAACCAGCUGGUGCGGGACUUGGACUGCAAUCCCAACAAGCAGUGCCACAUCGUGACGGGCGGUGACGAUGGUGUGCUGAAGGUGUGGGACUUUCGAAACACCAAGGAACACGUGUUUGCGCGCAACGACCACCAUCACUGGAUCUGGAGCGUGCGCUUCAAUACGUACCACGAUCAGCUGCUCCUGUCGAGCGGCAGCGAUGGCAAGGUGCUGCUGACGUGCGCCGGUAGCGUUAGUUCCGAGGCGCUGGAAGGCGGUGGCAGUAGUGCCAGCGGGGACCCCGCAGAACCAGGGGACGGUGGCGAUCUGAAGGAGCACCUGGCCGACGGGCUGCUGCACACGUUCGAUCAGCACGAGGACUCGGUGUACGGCGUCGAGUGGAGCACGGCCGAUCCGUGGAUGUUUGCGUCGCUCAGCUACGACGGCCGUAUGAUCAUCUCGAAGGUACCGAAGCAGUACAAGUAUCAGAUACUAUUGUAGGAACU